AUGAUAGCAAAUCUUGAAACUGAAGCAAAAGCAUUAUUUUUGCAAACAAGAAAUAAUACUUCUACAUUGUAUACUGAAUUAGUAUCUGCUGUAUGUAGUAUCUCCAAAGAUGAUAAACAAAUACUAGUACUAAUUAAAAAAGUUAGUAGUUGUUUUGAUGACUACUGGUAUCAUCUUCUUGCAAAGCUUCGAAAAAGAGCUGACAAGUAUUUGAAUCAAUUUGAUGAUUUUAUCCAUGAAGCAAUUAAGAGAAUUAUUACUUCAAAAUUAGAGAAAACUGAUAUGAAAAUAGUGCUUCAUAAUUGUGAUACAAUUACAGUUAACUUGCAAAUUUCAACUAUACUUGGUAUUGUCGCCCGAUUGCCAGUUCAAGAUUUAUUAAAAUGUAAAACUAGUUGA
Dentiscutata heterogama is the source of this 399-nucleotide messenger RNA. Lineage: Eukaryota; Fungi; Glomeromycota; Glomeromycetes; Diversisporales; Gigasporaceae. The record is from the annotation of a GenBank genome assembly.